UGGCUUCCAAAAAAGAAAAAAAAAAAAAAAGAAACGAAAGACAGAGAGAGAAAAAAACUGAUGUGUGUGGGGAAGAAAUCUCCCAGGAAUUUCUUCAAGGUUGUAGUCAGACACAGUAAGGGCUAAAGUGACAAGAAAAGCAAGGCAAAGAUAAAACUUGGUAUUGUGAUAAGAUGUCUGAGUGUAAAGUGGGAGAUUGCAGAAACCUUUUGGGAUUACACAUGCUCAUCUUGUCCUGGAUAUGACUGAAUACAAGCUGGUUUUUCUCUAGUGACAGUUCAAAAACCCUCAAGAUUAUGUUCCUCUUCCUUGUUGCUUUUUUGCCAGUGGUUUUUAAAAUUGGUUUUGUCAGCCUCUCAGCUCUGCAGCACUGGAACUGUCCUAAUGGAUACAGAUUAAAGACUGAAAACUCUGCUUGUAUAGAUAUUGAUGAAUGCCUUGAAGGCAGUUUGGGAACCUGUGGCCAAACCUGUAUCAAUGUUCCAGGGUCCUACAUCUGCUCCUGUUUGCCUGGCUACACUUUGGAUAUUGACAAACGGUCUUGCUAUGUGAACGACCCUGCACCAUUCCUACUUUUUAGCCAUGGAAAUGCCAUCUUUAGAAUUGACACUGAAGGGACCAAUCACGAAAGAUUGGUGGCUGAUACUGGUCAGUCAACGCUUAUGGAUUUUCAUUAUACAGAAGAGAAAGUGUAUUGGGUAGACUCUGAAAGGCGACUACUUCAAAGAAUUCACCUGAAUGGCACAAAACAAGAGAGACUAUGUUACAUAGACAAAGGCAUUUCAGGAUUUGCUAUUGACUGGAUAAAUCAAGACAUUCUCUGGGCCAAUAGACAGAAAGCAACCAUAGAAGCGACAGACAUGAAUGGGAAGAAACGCCGAGUUCUUCUAAGAGAUGUUGGUCAUCCCACAAGGAUUACCGUUGAUGCUGUGCAAAGGCUAUUAUUUUGGUCUUCAGAUGGUACAGUUUCCAGCAUACACCGAGUGUCUCUCAGUGGAAGUGAUGUGAGAAAUGUUUUAAGAACCACAGAAAAAAUAAAGGCUGUCUCACUAGAUUUGGUUGACACAAGGCUCUACUGGAUCCAACAUGACCAUGGGAAAGAGAUUUCCCAUAUUGGAUCAUGUGACUAUGAUGGCGGAGCUGCUCGUUUGCUCAAAAAUUCUGUCCGACAUCAAUUGCUUGGUAUGUCUCUCUUCGCUGAGCACCUGUACUAUUCAGAGUUGAAAUCUGGUAUGAUAUGGAGAGCCAACAAGUAUACUGGAAAAGUUGUAGUCACAAUUAGCCUGAAGCCAUCAUUUUUUCCACCAGUGGAGAUAAAAGUGGUACAUCCAUUUAAACAGCCAGGUGCAAGAACAGAUUCUCAGGAUUUCGAAAAAGGAACCUGUGAUUUGAACAAAGAAAAGUGCAGAAGAAGAAUCUGCAGGCCAGAUUCAAGGACUCAUCGGUGUAAAUGUUCUAGUGGCUUUAUUUUAAGUCGAAAUAAACAGUUUUGUGAAGAUAUCAAUGAAUGUGGCUUCUGGAAUCAUGGCUGUACUUUGGGCUGUGUGAACAUCCCUGGUUCCUAUUACUGCACCUGCCCGAAAGGUUUUGUUCUGCUGCCUGAUAGGAAAACAUGUCAUGAGCUAAUUUCCUGUACAAGUAAUGACACCGAAUGUAGCCAUGGUUGCCUUCAAACAUCUAAAGGGCCUGUUUGCUUUUGUCCUGAAGGAUCUGUACUCAAAAUGGAUGGCAAAGCAUGCACGGGUUGUACAUCUCCAGAUAAUGGUGGCUGUAGUCAGAUAUGUUCUUCUUUAAGCCCGUCCUCCUGGGAGUGUGCUUGUUAUCCUGGAUACAAGCUUCAGCGAGACAGAAAGCACUGCACUGCUAUAGGUCCUAAGCCAUUUUUGUUAUUUGCAAAUGGCCAAGAUAUCCGCCAGAUCAGUUUUGAUGGAACAGAUUAUGCAAGUUUACUUGACUGGCAGAUGGGAAUAGUCUUAGCACUGGACUCUGACCCGGUGGAAAAUAAGAUUUACUUUGCCCACACCGCCUUGAAAUGGCUAGAAAGAGCUAAUCUGGAUGGCUCAAAUCGUGAAAAAGUUAUUCAUGAAGCUAUAGAUACACCCGAAGGCCUUGCUGUGGACUGGAUUAACCGUAAAUUGUAUUGGACAGACAGAGGGAAGGCAUGCAUCGAAAGGAGCAAUCUGAAUGGAAUGCAAAGAAAAAUGAUCAUCUGGGAGGAUAUCUCCCAGCCCCGAGGGAUUGCCAUUCACCCAUUUGCUAAGAGAUUAUUCUGGACUGACAUGGGAGUCAAUCCCCGGAUUGACAGCUCUUCAUUAGAAGGCAUCGAUCGCCAGGUUAUAGCCAGCACUGGUCUGGUGUGGCCCAGUGGAAUAGCUCUUGACUACUUAGCCGACAAGGUGUACUGGUGUGAUACUAAGCAGUCAGUGGUUGAGAGCGCAAACCUGGAUGGUUCUGGUCGUCGAAUUCUUGCACAGAAUGAUGUAGGCCACCCUUUUGAUGUAGCAGUGUUUGAGGAUCACCUUUGGUUUUCUGACUGGGCUAGGCCAUCACUAAUGAGGGUGGACAAGAAGACCGGCCAAAACAGGGUACGUCUUCGAGGCAGCAUGCUGAGACCCUCAUCAAUGGUUGUAGUUCAUCCUUUGGCGAAACCAGGGACAAAUCCUUGCCUUCAUGAGAAUGGAGGCUGUGAUCAGAUCUGUGAAAACAAUUUUGGAGUUGCCCAUUGCAUGUGCCAUCCAGGAUUUGGGAAAACUCAAGAUGGAAAAACCUGUCGUGCUCUGGAUGCUUCCAACACAACAGCAGGAAGCGUCUCUGUGCACAAGGAGGUAGUGCCGAUGCCAACACCAGAGACCUUACUUCGGAGCACAAAAAGCAGUGGGAUAUUCAAGGAUAUGGACAGUGGGGAAAAGCAGAAAAUCAGCAUUUUGUUGAUGGCUGAAAUCAUGGUAUCAGAUCAAGAUGACUGCACUGCACUAGAAUGUGAUGUCAAUGCACAGUGUAUUUUGCUGGAAGAUGGUGCUGUGUGCCAGUGUUUGAAAGGAUUUACCAGGAAGGGGAAAUCAUGCUAUGAUGUUGACGAGUGUGCUGUAAAUAUGGACCGCUGUAAUCGAAAUGUGUCAGGCUGUAUCAAUACGGAAGGGGGCUAUGUCUGUAAAUGCCUGGAGGGCUACACUGGAGACGGAGUCCAUUGCUACGAUAUUGAUGAGUGCAAGAUGGGGUCCCACACCUGUGGAGAGAACAUAACCUGCACAAAUACAGAAGGAAACUUCACUUGCUUGUGUGCUGAUGAUGCUUCUGGAACUGGCAUCGGUUGCAAAUCUACUGUGUCCCCCACUGUUGUCAGCAAUGAAUACUCUACACACCCUGUGCAAGGUGAUAUUGUUGGAUGCCCUCCUUCGUAUGAGUCAUACUGCCUCCAUGGUGGAGUGUGCAAUUAUGUUUCUGAUCUACAAGACUAUGCCUGCAACUGCGUGACGGGCUACGUCGGGGAACGGUGCCAGUUCAGUGAUCUGGAGUGGUGGGAGCAGCAGCACGCCGAGCGGGUGAAGAUGCGGAAUAUCACCAUCACAGUGUGCGUAGCAGUGCUGGUCCUCCUGCUACUGCUGGGGGCCCUGGCUGCCUACUGCCGCAGAAGUCAAAACUUGUAUAAGAAGAAUCUCUAUGCAGAAGCGAUAAGAGAUGCCAGCAGCCGCGCUGACAAUGAGAACGUGACACCUACUAGCAACAAGCCUCGGUUUGCAGUUGUUAAGGAGUGUAACAGUUCUCUGGAGACUAAAGCGGUUAAUCUAAUUGAGUGUGAGACAGCAGAUCCUCAUCCCGCCUGUCCUUCAGAAUAUGUGGAAGAACAGCCUAUAACAUCCGACAAAGCAGCAGAGACUUUGGCGGAAGAGGAGAAAGAACAAGGCUGUCGACAAGAGGUUCCUGUUGGUGAGAAAUCGUGUCAGCCCAUGGGAGCGGGAAAGGGCCCUCCCCAGGCUCCCUGGAGCAUCCACCCCAAGCCCCGGCUGGAAAGGGAGCCCUGCGAGCUUGCCCCAGCCAGCCUGCUGAUGCAGCCAGACUAGAAGCAGCCUAGGUUUGAGUGAGAAAAGGAGGAAGGAUGAAGUCAGUAGAGAAUGGGAACUCAUGAAACACUGAAGCAACCCUCAUUUUUUCGUUAAAAUCUGCUUUAGAAAAAAACACAAAUCAGAACAGAGAAGUCCUUGCCACUCCUUCCCUGUCAUCUCUGCUUGGAAGAAUUACUGUGAGCAAUGUAUUAGCAAUGAGUACUCUAUAAGUGUCACUUUAAGGGUCACUGCUGCUAACUUCAUUAACUGCCUGCUAAAAGGACACUGAGGGGAAAACAGACGAGUGGGUGAUUUGUCAGAGAUAAGUAUUUUCUAAUGGAGAUUGUUGCAAGUAGUGGUCUUUACACAUACACGGAGUCCAGAAACUGCCUAAAAAAUGGGCCACAAGGACAACUGCAGAGAAACUGGAAUGGAAGAUGAUGCAGGAAAAUGAGUUAAAAAUGAAUCUUUUUAUUAAAAUAUUGUUCAUGGACACUUUAAGCCUGUCCCCAGCACUGCUGUCAGGCCAGUGUAACUUCUUGGGCUUCACGAGAGAUUCCUGUAUUAAUGAUGGUCACAUCUAUGAAGUGAGAGGUAACGUUUGAGGGGAAAGGUGAUUCUUCAUUAAAUUUUCCAGCCUACACUGGUCCUUCAGAGCAUUACAGGAUUGUUUCUGGACUGAGGCGGUGGGCAUGAGUCUGCUUUCAGCCCUGUGAGGAAGCACGUGCUGGAGCUGUCCUUGCCUCACAGAAGUGUGUCUGGCAGCAAAACCUGGUCCAUUAUAUAGGACUUGGUGUGGGGAAAGAAGUCCAGCCAAUUGCUGCUCCAAAAGAACAGGAGGAGUGGGACAAACAAACAAAAAACCACCUCAGUUUGGACAGACUUCCACGUAACUGAUUUGUGCUGCCUGAUAAAAUCCAUGGGAACAAUUGGAAAACAACACCAAUUUUUCUUGUAACUGGCUUUCUAACAGCUACAGCUCCCUUCCAGUUAUUUACUAAGAACUAACUCACUUAUAAAGCUCUGUUGUAUACAGAGUUGUAGCUUAGUUGUUUAUCAUAUCAAGUGAUUUUCACCACUGGUCUUGACUU
Messenger RNA from Gymnogyps californianus (California condor), 5134 nucleotides. It is a transcript of the gene EGF, whose product is annotated as epidermal growth factor. The coding region runs from base 297 to 4061 and encodes 1254 amino acids. The transcript has 25 exons. Gene Ontology annotation, molecular function: calcium ion binding. The record is from RefSeq and is a predicted model, not a curated record. NCBI's taxonomy places the organism in Eukaryota, Metazoa, Chordata, Aves, Accipitriformes, Cathartidae.